Molecule: messenger RNA, 2769 nt
Organism: Panonychus citri (citrus red mite)
Lineage: Eukaryota; Metazoa; Arthropoda; Arachnida; Trombidiformes; Tetranychidae
Gene: Mcm3
Product: zygotic DNA replication licensing factor mcm3-like
Exons: 5
Coding region: 149-2629 (826 amino acids)
Biological process (GO): mitotic DNA replication initiation; DNA strand elongation involved in DNA replication; DNA replication
Cellular component (GO): nucleus; MCM complex
Molecular function (GO): ATP binding; ATP hydrolysis activity; single-stranded DNA binding
Source: RefSeq, a predicted model, not a curated record
GUUCUUUCUUUGCCUCCAUUAGUUUGUUUGCCUUUUAAAGUUUAAAGUGUUUCAUUGAUCUCGUUAAUUUUUUAAUCUUUAAUUUGAUUUGCUUUUUUAAUUGUUCAUCUUUUAGACCUUCUUUUAGUUAAUCCAUUAUUCCUUCAUCAUGACCACUGAUCCUUAUGCGGCUUAUCUUGAUUUUCUUGAUGAUGAGAGUGACCAUGGAAUUUAUUGUCGCCUUGUUAAGGAGAUGAUUGCUCACAAUGAGAUGAGACUGGUUGUUAAUAUUAAUGAUUUGAGGAAGAAAUCACCUGAAAGAGCAAAAUCAUUAUUGAUCAAUGCUUUUGAAGAGCUGGUUGCUUUUGAAAGGGCUCUACGUGAUUAUACCCUCUCUCUAGAUCCUGAUUAUUUCAAAAAGGUUCCAGAUCUUUUCAUUGGGUUAGAAGGAUCUUUUGGUGCUAAACAUGUUACGCCUCGAACAUUAACCAGUACUUAUCUUGGGCAAAUCGUUUGUGUUGAGGGUAUUGUUACCAAAUGUUCUCUUGUUAGGCCCAAAGUAAUCAAAUCGGUUCAUUAUUGUCCUACAACAAAGAAAGUUAUGGAAAGAAAAUAUACCGAUCUUACAUCUUAUGAUGCUUUCCCCUCAUCAACCGUUUAUCCAACUAAAGAUGAAGAUGGUAAUUUACUAGAGACUGAGUUUGGUCUUUCAACUUACAAAGAUCAUCAAACCUUUACCAUUCAAGAAAUGCCUGAAAAAGCACCAGCCGGUCAGCUUCCUCGUUCCGUUGAUAUCAUUGCAGAUAAUGAUUUGGUUGAUGCCUGUAAACCUGGUGAUCGAGUACAAGUUGUUGGUGUUUUCCGUUGUUUACCCUCUAAACAGGGAAACUAUUCCAGUGGUACUUUUCGAACCAUCAUGUUGGCCAAUAAUAUCCAACUAAUGUCAAAAGAAGUAGCACCAUCCAUUUCAGCUGAAGAUGUACAAAAAUGUCGUACCUUUAGCCGACAAAGAAAUAAGAAUGUUUUUGAAGAACUGUCUCGAUCUCUUGCACCAUCCAUUCACGGUCAUGAGUAUAUUAAGAAAGCUCUUCUCUGUAUGUUACUCGGCGGGGUUGAGAAAAAUCUUCCCAAUGGUACCCGACUUAGAGGUGAUAUUAACGUUCUUCUGGUUGGUGAUCCUUCCGUUGCCAAGUCUCAAAUGUUACGAUACGUUUUACACACAGCACCUCGAGCCAUUGCAACCACAGGUAGAGGAUCUUCUGGUGUUGGUCUAACGGCUGCAGUUACUUCAGAUUUCGAGACUGGUGAAAGACGUUUAGAAGCUGGUGCCAUGGUUCUCGCGGAUCGAGGUGUUGUUUGUAUCGAUGAGUUUGACAAAAUGUCGGAUAUUGAUCGAACCGCUAUUCAUGAAGUCAUGGAACAAGGUCGAGUUACUAUCUGUAAAGCUGGAAUUCAUGCUACCCUUAAUGCCCGAUGCUCCGUUCUCGCUGCAGCCAACCCUGUUUAUGGAAGAUACGAUGAGUACAAAAAUCCCAUGGACAAUAUUGGUCUUCAAGAUUCACUUUUAUCUCGUUUUGAUUUACUUUUCAUUUUACUUGAUAAACACGAUCGAGAUCUUGACACUCAAAUUGCUGAUCAUGUUGUUAGAAUGCACCGAUAUCGAGCUGCCAAUGAAGAAGAUGGUGAACCUUUGCCAAUUAUAUCAACUGCUGAUUUCCUAUCAACCAAAAAUCUCGAGACAAUCGAUGAAGAGGAAGGAGAUACUCCUAUUUAUGAAAAAUAUGACAACUUAUUGCAUGCCAAUAGAUCAAGAUCUGAAAAAAUUGUCAGCGUUCAGUUCAUGAAGAAAUACAUUCACAUUGCGAAGUCAAUGAAACCCAUUUUGACGCAAGAUGCAUGUGAGAAAAUUUCGGAAGCCUACACUACUCUUCGAAGUUACGAUCAAGAGCAUACUGACCUUGCCAAAACUCAACCAGUUACAGCUCGUUCAUUGGAAACUUUGAUCCGUCUUGCUACAGCUCACGCCAAAGCCAGAUUGAGUCGUAUCGUUGAAGCUCGUGACGCUGAUGCUGCCAUUGAAUUAAUCCAGUUUGCCAUUUUCAAGAAAGUUUAUGAUAAACCUAAGAAACGACGAGGUGGUGAUGAUGAUGGAGGCGAUGGAUCAGGCUCAGAUAGUGAUCAGGAUGAAGUGCUUCCAGUUUCGGAAAGACAGAAAGCGGCCAAACGAAAGAGUAGACAAGAUAGCGAAGAGAAAGACGAAGAAGAUGAAGCUGUCGAAGAAGAAGCAGAAGCAGAAGAACCCAAAUCGAAAGGAAGAAGACCAAGAUCUAAAGUUGCAAAACGUGAUACAUCAGAAUCUAUGGAAACUGAAGAAUCAGUCGCCGGUCCAUCUGGUGAAACCUCGUCCAGUCGGAUGACAACAUUGAUUGAAGUUGAAGUAAGUGACGAACGGCUGAAAAAAUUCAAGAAAAUUCUGAUGAAUGAAUUCCGUAAGAGUCACGCUCAAUCUUUACCAAUGACGGCAAUUAAGCAAGUAUUUUGUAAAGAUGGACCUGAUAGCUGGUCUGAUGCCGAAGUUGAUGCUUGUCUCAAUAGAAUGCAAGAUGAUAAUAAUAUCAUGAUUACCGAAAAUGUUGUUUUUAUCAUUUAAUUAACAACAACAACAACACUCAACUUUCAUCAAUACAUCAUUUUAAAUAACAACAAACUUAACCAAAAACAAAAAAGUAACUACAGUUAACAUUGAUAAAGUGUGAAAAAAAAUUGAUAAACAUAAUUUUUUGUUUAUAA